AUGGCGGCCAACCAGCCGGCCGCGGGCCCGGCCGCGGCGCAGCCCGGCCAGCACCCGCCGCAGCAGGCGGAGCCCGCAGGCGGCUUCAGCACGCUGUCGGCGGCUAAGAAGACAAUUGGCAAGAUCUUCGGCGCCGGCGCCGGCUCCGCCUGGUCCGCUGACGGCAGCAGCCAGCCGGCGCAGGCCAGCAGCCCGGCAGGCAACGGGCUCAUAGCCGCGUUCCGCGCCAUCAUCCCCAAGACCAGCAACGGCUCCACGGACUCUGCUGCGCAGGACAGCAGCCCCCAGCACCAGGCACAGGGCAGCUACCUCCCUCCCCCGGCCAGCCCCGGCCGCAAGAGCCAGCUGCUGGCACUGCACCCCCAGCUGCCCCCGUCGAUGCAGCGCGCCGAGUGGUGUCUGGAUGACUACAUCGUGAUGGACAAGCUGUACACGGGUUACGCCUCAGUCGUGUACAAGGGCAUCUGCAAGCGCAGCAAGGAGACCGUGGUGCUGAAGAGCUACACGCUCAGCGCCAUCUGCGAGCUGUACCAGCACCAGAUCUACAGGGAGGUGCGCCUGCACAGCAGCCUGCACCACGAGAAUAUCGUGAAGCUGUUCGCCGCGUUCAAGGAGGGUGACCGCGUGGUGAUGGUCCAGGAGUAUGCGGACGGCGGCGACCUGUUCACGCUGCUGCAGAAGUAUGGCGGCCGCCUGGGGGAGAAAGUGGCGGUGCAGAUGGUGCUCGACCCCUUCCUGCGCGUGCUGCAGUACCUGCACACCCGCUCCAUCGUGCACCGCGACAUCAAGCCCGAGAACAUCCUGUUCACCAAGGGCAGCAUGUGCCUCAAGCUGGCUGACUUUGGCCUGGCCAUAGACCUGCGGGAGGAGCGCGCGGUCACACGCGCCGGCACCCUGGAUUACAUGGCCCCAGAGAUUCUGCGCUGCCCCUACAAGAGCAAGCCUGAGGAGAACAAGGAGAAGGAGCACCUGCACUACGGCAACACUGUGGACAGCUGGGCCGUCGGCGUGCUGACCUUCGAGCUGCUGGUGGGCUGCCCCCCUUUUUACGACCAGAGCCGCACCAACACCGAGGCGCGCAUCAAGAGCAGCGUCCCCGCGCUGCCAGCAACGCUGACGGAGGGGGCCCGCAACUUUGUCUGCGAGGCGCUGAGCAAGGACCCCACGACGCGUCCCACCUGCUUAGACCUGGUGCACCACCCCUGGAUCGAGAUGCUGCGCGCACGCCGCUCCAUGCGGGUGCUGCCGGCCCCAUCACAGCUCGCUGCCGCGGCGGAGGCGGCCCCCCACAUCACCGCCGGCGCGGCCGCGGGCCCGCAGCUGGAGGCCGCCGCGCUCAAGGGCGUGGCCUGCGAAGCGGCCGGGUCGCUGCAGCGCCUGGAGGGCCUGCUGGCUGACGACGGCUGUGCGGCCGGCGUGGGCGGCGGCGUGCAUGUGUCGGCCGCCAGCUCGCCGUGCCUGGGCGGCGCGGCGAAGAUCACGGCGCUGAACCAGCUGUCUCGGGCGGCGGCCGGCGCCGCGGCGGCUGUGGCGGCGGGCCCGCAGGCCGUGCAGACGCUGCCGCCUGUCCCAAUGGAGAUGUGA
This is a messenger RNA of Monoraphidium neglectum, 1584 nucleotides long. Its product is annotated as aurora kinase, other. Bases 1 to 1584 code for a protein of 527 amino acids. Gene Ontology annotation, molecular function: protein kinase activity; ATP binding. The transcript is spliced from 9 exons. Lineage: Eukaryota; Viridiplantae; Chlorophyta; Chlorophyceae; Sphaeropleales; Selenastraceae. Gene Ontology annotation, biological process: protein phosphorylation; regulation of cytokinesis; mitotic spindle organization. Gene Ontology annotation, cellular component: spindle midzone; chromosome passenger complex; spindle microtubule. The record is from RefSeq and is a predicted model, not a curated record.